UCAGUUUCAAGUGUGAUGUCAAAGGGAUAUAAGGGUAAGAUAUCAAAUUCUCUGGUAGAAUUAAAUGCCUGCAAGGUCCUCUUGAAAAAUCUCAUGUCCCCAACGUACAAGAAGUUGGCUUGGAUUUUCUAUGAGCCUGUUGAUCCGCAGACUUUGGGCUUAGAUGACUAUCUUGAGAUUGUAAAGGAACCCAUGGAUUUUGGCACCAUAAAACAACGUUUGGAUGCGGAUGAUUAUAAAGAUGCCAUGGAAUUUGCUAAAGAUGUGAGAUUAAUAUUUUUUAAUGCAUAUCUUUAUACAAAUUCAGAUCACGUGUGCUAUAAAAUGGCCAAAGAGUUGCAGUUAAUUUUUGAGAAAAUGUUUACCGAACUGUUGAACAAUUCUGCUGAACUAAUGGAAAUUGCUGAUAAGGAAGCGGUGAAGGUAGAGUCUGAUGCGAAUGACGACGUCGAUGAUGAUGAUGAUAAUGAUGAAGAAGACGGCGACGUCGACGAUGAUAAUGUUGAUGAUGAUGAUGAUGAUGAUGGAGGCGACGACGACGACGACGAUGACGACGAUGACGACGACGCUUCGGACAUAAGUUCCAUUGGUUCUUCAGUUGUAUUGCCUGAAGAAACAGAGGACAGGAAGUCAAUUCACUCAUUUGAUGACGAUGAAAUUCCUCUAACCGCUGAAGAGGACUUAGAUUUGCAUGCCAAGAUUGAGAAAUUGGAUGGCGAGCAUCUUCUAAAGGUCAUUCAUUUAAUCCGUCAAAUGGAGGGUACUAAAGCCACGAAUAAGGAGUUAGAAAUUGAUGUCCUUACUCUAAAGACCCGCACAAAGCGUGCCAUAGAGAACUUUAUGGCUAGCAAGAACAUAACAGGCAAACGGCGAACUUCCAUCAAAUAUCAGAAUUGAAAACAAAUAAAUUUAUAAAGAUAAAAAUGAGCAACAUAAAGAUAAUUAUAUUUUUCAUGGUAUCUCGA
Molecule: messenger RNA, 965 nt
Organism: Drosophila willistoni
Lineage: Eukaryota; Metazoa; Arthropoda; Insecta; Diptera; Drosophilidae
Gene: tbrd-3
Product: bromodomain testis-specific protein
Exons: 1
Coding region: 16-897 (293 amino acids)
Biological process (GO): regulation of DNA-templated transcription; chromatin remodeling
Cellular component (GO): nucleus; chromatin
Source: RefSeq, a predicted model, not a curated record